This is a messenger RNA of Hibiscus syriacus, 4088 nucleotides long. Its product is annotated as pumilio homolog 2-like. Gene Ontology annotation, biological process: post-transcriptional regulation of gene expression. Gene Ontology annotation, cellular component: cytoplasm. The transcript has 9 exons. The record is from RefSeq and is a predicted model, not a curated record. Gene Ontology annotation, molecular function: mRNA binding. Bases 538 to 3684 code for a protein of 1048 amino acids. Lineage: Eukaryota; Viridiplantae; Streptophyta; Magnoliopsida; Malvales; Malvaceae.
AAAACCCUAAAAGGGUUAUUGUAAGAAACAAUCGCCGCUUGAUUUGAUCUCAGCCGUCUACUCUUUCUCUAUAUAUCUUUAUACUUAUUUUACUCUCUUCAUUGAUCUCAGCUUCCAACUAAAAAAAAAAGAGAAAGCUUUCUUCUUUCUCCAUGCUAUACUGCUUUGUUUUUAGCUCUAUUUUUACUUUUGUUCCUGUUUUUUUUUAACUAGGAAAUGAUGGUUUUCUCAUAUAGUUAUUGUUGGCUGAUUUGUCAUAUCCAAAUUUGAGGAAUAUAGAAAAUUUGGGUACUUUGUUAUUCUUGUUUUCUUAGUUUGAUUAUUGGGGAGGUAGGGUUUUAUGCUGUUUUGAGGUUAUAGAGAUUAAAGUUUUUGAUCUUUGACACAUUUGGUAGCUUAAAGUGAGAAUCUUUAGCUUGUAAAUACUGAUUUUAGGGUAUUGGUGUAUGAAAAAAUGGGCCUUUCGUGUUUAGAGGCUGAUAAUUGAUUUGGGGAGCUUUGAUCAGAGGUUAAUGACCAUUUAGGGUUUUUUGAAGAAUGUUAUCUGAACUGGAUAGGAGACCAAUGAUAGGAAAUAGUGAAGGGUCAUUUGGGGAUGAUUUGGAAAACGAGAUAGGAUUAUUACUCCGUGAACAGCAUAGUAGGCAAGAGGCUGAUGAACUUGAACUCGAGCUAAACUUGUAUAGAAGUGGCUCUGCACCUCCUACCGUUGAGGGUUCACUGAGUGCGGUUGGCGGUUUGUUUGGGGGUGAAGCUGGUGGUGGUUUCGCCGCUACAUCCUUUUCAGCUUUUGCUGGAGCUAAAAAUGGAAAUGGGUUUGCAUCUGAGGAAGAACUCAGGUCUGAUCCAGCUUACCAUUCAUACUACUACUCAAAUGUGAAUCUUAACCCAAGGCUCCCACCUCCUUUGCUUUCCAAAGAGGAUUGGAAGUUUGCCCAGAGGUUGAAGGGAGAGAAUUUGGCUAUAGGUGGGAUUGGAGAGAGGAGGAAAGUGAAUAGGGCUGAUAAUGGUAGCGGUAGCUCGUUGUUUUCGAUGCCACCAGGGUUUGAUUCCAGGAAACAAGAGAAUGAAGUAGAUGCUGAGAAAAUGCAUAGCUCUGCAGACUGGGGUGGCGAUGGACUGAUUGGUUUGUCCGGUAUAGGACUUGGAAGUAAACAGAAAAGCUUCGCCGAGAUCUUUCAGGAUGAUUUGGGACACAGUGCUCCAGGCAUGAGGAUACCGUCUCGUCCUGCCAGUUGUAAUGCUUUUGACGAGAACUUUGAAAAUGUAGGUUCUGCUGAAUCUGAGCUGGCUUAUUUGCAUCGUCAACUGACUUCUGCAGAUCCUUUAAGGUCAAGUGGAAGUGGCCAGGGAUCGUCUGCUGUCCAUAACAUUGGGCCGAUCUCUUCAUACACUUAUGCUGCUGCUGUAGGCUCUUCGAUAUCUAGGAGUACUACUCCUGAUCCCCAAGUUGUAGCUAGGGCUCCUAGUCCCUGUCCGACACCAAUUGGAGGAGGCAGAGUUGGCAACUCUGACAAAAGAAACAUAAAUAGUCCAAGCACAUUUGGUGGUGUCUCAACUGGUGUCAAUGGGUCUGAUGAUCUUGUGUCUGCUUUAUCAGGCAUGAACCUUUCAUCAAAUGGUGUCAUAGAUGAAGAUAAUCAGUUAGCAUCACAUUUGGAACAAGAUGUUGAAAAUCACCAGAAUUAUCUAUUUGGUUUGCAAGAUGGUCAGAAUCAUAUCAAACAGCAGGCAUACGUGAAGAAAUCAGCAUCUGGUCAUUUACAUAUGCCUUCAUCUAAGAGUAAUGGGAGUGGAUCCGUACUCCAGAAAUCUGCUGUUCCCUCAAACAAUUCUCACUUUAAAGGAUCACCUACUUCUGCUCUCAAUGGCAGUGGCAGCUUACCUUCUCAGUAUCAUCACAUUGAUGGUGCAAAUGCAUCAUUUACAAAUUAUGGGUUAAGUGGUUACUCUUUAAAUCCUGCUUUGGCCAAUAUGAUGCCUAGCCAACUUGUAGCUGGCAAUCUGCCGCCAUUGUAUGAAAAUGUUGCUGCCGCAUCAGCUAUGGCUGGCCCUGGAAUGAACUCCAGAGUGCUUGGGGGAGCUUUCGGUUCUGGACAAAACAUUUCAAAUGCUGCAUCCGAGUCCCAUAAUCUGGGUAGAGCUGGAAACCCAAUAGCCAGGAAUGCUCUGAAUACACCUUUAAUUGAUCCUUUGCAUCUUCAGUAUCUAAGGACAUUUGAUUAUGCUGCAGCACAGCAAGCAGCUCUUAAUGACCCCGCCAUGGAUAGGAAUUUCCUUGGUAAUUCAUACAUGAACUUGCUUGAGCUUCAAAAAGCUUAUCUUGGAGCUCUACUGUCACCCCAGAAAUCCCAGUAUGGUGUUCCAUUGGGUUCUAAAUGUGGUAGUUCUAAUUUCCAUGGUUUUUAUGGAAAUACGACCUUUGGAGCUGGCAUGUCUUAUCCUACAAUCCCAUUAGCAAGUGCUGUUAUUCCCAAUUCCCCGGUUGGACCUGGUAGUCCUAUCAGACAGACUGAUCUGAAUAUGUGUUUUCCUUCCGGGAUGAGGAACCUAGCUGGGGGUGUCAUGGGACCCUGGCAUUUGGAUUCAGGAUGUAAUAUUGAUGAAAGCUUUGCCUCCUCCCUACUUGAAGAGUUCAAGAGCAAUAAAAUGAAAUGUUUUGAACUUUCAGAGCUCGCUGGUCAUGUUGUUGAGUUCAGCGCAGAUCAAUAUGGAAGCCGCUUUAUACAGCAAAAACUUGAAACAGCCACAACUGAAGAGAAAACUAUGGUUUAUGAGGAAAUCAUGCCUCAAGCUCUUGCUUUGAUGACUGACGUGUUCGGUAAUUAUGUCAUUCAGAAGUUUUUUGAGCAUGGACUUCCAAGUCAGAGAAGAGAACUUGCUGGCAAGCUUUUUGGUCAUGUUUUAACACUUGGUCUUCAAAUGUAUGGGUGUCGGGUGACCCAGAAGGCCAUAGAAGUUGUUGAUCUGGAUCAGAAGAUUAAAAUGGUUCAAGAGCUUGAUGGUAAUGUGAUGCGUUGUGUACGUGAUCAGAAUGGCAACCAUGUCAUCCAAAAAUGUAUCGAAUGUGUUCCUGAGGAGAACAUUCAAUUUAUAGUUACAACGUUUUUUGAUCAAGUUGUGACCCUUUCUGCUCAUCCAUAUGGGUGCCGGGUGAUACAGAGAAUACUGGAGCACUGCAAGGACCCAAAAACGCAGAGUAAGGUUAUGGAUGAGAUUUUAGGAUCUGUUAGCAUGUUGGCUCAAGACCAGUAUGGGAAUUAUGUUGUUCAGCAUGUACUGGAGCACGGAAAACCUCAUGAGCGCUCAAUUAUAAUCAAGGAACUAGCUGGAAAGAUUGUCCAGAUGAGUCAGCAGAAGUUUGCCUCUAAUGUUGUUGAGAAGUGCUUAACUUUUGGUGGUCCUUCUGAACGUCAACUAUUGGUGAAUGAAAUGCUUGGUUCUACUGAUGAGAAUGAGCCUCUUCAGGCAAUGAUGAAAGAUCAAUUUGCAAACUACGUUGUACAGAAAGUACUGGAGACUUGUGAUGACCAGCAACGUGAGCUGAUCCUCUCUCGAAUUAAGGUCCAUUUAAAUGCAUUGAAGAAGUACACUUAUGGGAAACAUAUUGUUGCACGCAUAGAGAAACUUGUUGCUGCUGGGGAAAGGAGAAUUGCUGCUCAGUCUUCCCACCCUGCUGCUUAGUUGGUGUAGGAAAUAAUAUGUUUGUACAGCUAACAGAAGCUAUUAUGAGAGCUUCCUCUAUCUCUAGAGCUAUGUUUCUACCUAUCUUUUUAGGCAGGUAAGAUCUGUAUGGAAAUAAGUUGUUGCUUGACUGGAAGAACUGCACAUUUUGUAGCUUAAGAUGUAUACAUAGAAUCGAGCAAACCCGAGGUUUCAGUUGUUGAAUAUGACUGAUGACCCCAUGCAGAGGAGACAAAUGAUUAUAGGCGUUGUUACGGUGUAAAAAAUUUAAAUGGCGAGUUAGUUUUAUAUGGUAACCGCGACUGUACAAAAUGUUGGCUUGUGGAGAGCUGUUGAUGUUUAGGUGAGGCCAAGGUUUUUACCUGUUCGAUGUAUGCUUAAUGACAUUUUUACUUCUUUCCCUC